Molecule: messenger RNA, 1254 nt
Organism: Varanus komodoensis (Komodo dragon)
Lineage: Eukaryota; Metazoa; Chordata; Lepidosauria; Squamata; Varanidae
Gene: SPMIP7
Product: spermatogenesis associated 48
Exons: 9
Coding region: 1-1254 (417 amino acids)
Source: RefSeq, a predicted model, not a curated record
AUGGCUUCUCAGGUCACUGCAAGACACUUUUGUCCAGUUAAACACUUAAAUCCUGUUGAUUCCCUUCACAAGAUGCAUCGGAAGCAGUAUGAAGGUCUGUUAAGGAAAAUGUAUAUGCCUUUUGUGAGGGGUCCUGAAGAUAAACAUUCCUUUGCUAGUUUUCAAGACAAGAACAGUAAUGCUUUUCUUAAAUCCAAUCCUUUCAUCCCUCCUGAAGAUAAACAUUACAUUUUAGCUCCACACCGGGAUGAUGUGCCAGGAAUUAAUGCUUUCUCUGGAUUUGUGAGCCCUGGAGCUGAAGCCGAACAGCAAAUCAAGUAUGGUAAAUCCCUGAGGAAUGACAAAGAUUGGCAGCCUCCAGGGUGUGCACCUGUUCCCCUCAGGAGAGUUCAGACCGCUGAUGGAAGACGGUCAUUACAAUUGGAAGAGAUAAAGCAAGACCAUCGAUGGAACUCCAGAGCAGUGCCAGACAUUUCUAUCAGGUCAAAAAUUGGAGGAUGGACAAGCCCUGUAAAAGUUCUACCUGCACCACCUCAAACCAAAGAAUGCUUCUCACCCCACACAUUUGCAUUUAAUGUGGACCCAGAUGCUAAGUCAAGUGAUCCUUCUGAAAUCUGCAGAGAUUCAAGAGCUCAAAAGUAUAUGUAUAUCUCAACAACCCAAAGAGGAUAUGAAGAAGUUCCCUGGGAUAAAAUGUUGCCACCCAAGUGCAAGCCUCCAGACUCUACACUUGAACCAAUGCCUGAUUGUGUAUCCCAGUGUUUUACAAGGAAACGAUAUGAACCAGUCGCCGAAAUAAGCCAAGUUGUUGGAGGUCUCUGGGACAGAUUUCAAAAGAGAUCCUUCACAUCACCACACAGGCCAAUUAAUUUUGUUAGCCCAUAUUCUCGAACCCAGCAUCUCCCUUUAUACACAGGCUGUGUUGGUGCAGAGAAUGCCGAAGACCUGGACAACCCUGACACAGACAUAAUUAUCCAUGGCAGAGUUCGACUCACAAAGCCACGUUAUGUGAAAUCAUCCUACUCUCCAAACACCUUUGGAUACACUGGCAAGGUUCAUUGGUCAGCCACCCAACCAGUAAAUUCUAAUCUUCCACCAACAUCACCAUCCAUAAUUUCACGAAUGUAUGGUUACCUGGCUACACAUGGGCAUCCCACUGAAUUUCCACAUCUGGGGCCCUUGUCACAGAUCCUUACACCAACUGAACCACAAAAUUCUUUCAACAAGAAGGAAAGAGAGAGAGUUUCAAUUUAA